AUGUGCCAAGGUGAGAUCGACCUUCAAGUGAAUAAAGAGAAGAUUACCAAGGAUGAUAUCUCGUUUAGCAGAAUACCUCGAGCACCACCACAGCCAGUGUCAGAAGCAGAGAAGAUCUCCGAUCUGGGGAGGGUAGAAACUCAUAAAGAAGCCGCCGUACCGGGACUGGAAACACAAGGGAGGAGACACUUGAUCAACGUUUACCGUCGUCGACGGGACAGAGACGACGACGUUUUUCACCUUGAGGAGAUCCAAAUUUGGAAUCGAGAUUCCUUGCGAUCUCACACUCUCUCAGCCUCUCCGGCUCAGCUUCCUCUUCCUUGGCGGCUUCCAUAUCGUAGUUUCAACACUAUUCUCGAAUCCUUCAUCUUCAGCUCGUGA
Messenger RNA from Microthlaspi erraticum, 381 nucleotides. The record is from the annotation of a GenBank genome assembly. NCBI's taxonomy places the organism in Eukaryota, Viridiplantae, Streptophyta, Magnoliopsida, Brassicales, Brassicaceae.